UCUUGGCGUCAUUUGGGACUUUGCUGGAGCAAGAGCGAGAAGUUAGAGCUCUAUGGAGCGUGGAUAUUUUGGGGUGGUUUAAAAAAAGAAAAUACAACAACAACAGGAAAGUACCAUGAAGGAUAAAAAAAAGUCGAGGAUUCGUGAAAAGGAGAGCUGAUGGUUGAGUGAGAUUGAUCUCGAGGAAAAGUUUGGAGCUUUUUUUUAUUUAUAUAUAAAGGACCAUGGAAGGGACCGUGUGUCUCCUUCUGCUUCUGUCGCUGUCUCUCGCAGAAUGUUUCGACCUGCACCUUUCAGACACUUUACACCCAGGAUCCGUUCUGCUGGAUUUAUCACUCGGACCGGGUUGGACUUAUACACUUGAUCAGACUUUGACUUCUAAAGCGUUAGAAAACGCUGUCCAAGUGGACCGGCAUGACGGAGCGCUCCGUCUCGUGCGCCCUGUGAACUGCACGCGCCUGGCGCAGAGCAACCCGGUCUCCCUGAGGUUCAGGAUCUUCUCGGUAAGCACUCACGAUUUGGUGUUUGCUCACGUCAACGUGUUCGUUCACGGCCAGGACUGCUUUAUCAAAUACAGACGGAAGAGAGUCUGGAACGAGCCUGACGUUCACAUUGAUCACCAUUACAGCCUUAAGACUUCCUGCUUGUCCUCGGGUGUCCGGCUCGUGAAUCUCGAGGACAGUGUCCCUGCCUUCACGCGGCGUCACGCCCGGGAGUUUUCGGAGCACUCGUGCGUCUCAGAGGGCUUGAACGCGUUUGCGCGUGAUGGCAGCGUUUACGCUCGGGGGGAAAUCUGCUUGGAACAGACGACACAUGGGACAGUAACGUGCGCGCUACGCGGCUCUCCGGUCUCGGUGCGCGUGAGGCUGAUCUUGGAGAGGACACCGGGAGCGCGUGCUGAGCACGGAGCUCAGGAAUGGAGGCUGCGCAGGAGGAGAAGUGUGAAUUCAGCUCCUGUCUUCCAGCUGCCCAACUACCAAGUGUCCGUCCCGGAGAACGAGCCACCGGGCACGAGGGUCAUCACACUCAAAGCUGCAGACGCAGACAGUGGAGAAGCUGGUAGGAUCGAGUACAGCAUGGAGGCUUUGUUUGAUAGCCGCUCCAACGAUUUCUUAAGGAUCGACCCUCAGACAGGUGACAUUGAAACCGAGCGACCUUUGGACAGAGAGUUCAAGGACACCCAUGUGUUUAAAGUGACUGCCACGGACUUUGGCACACCUCGGCGUUCUGCUACAUCUUACCUCACCGUCACGGUCCGAGACACCAAUGACCACGGGCCUGUUUUUGAGCAAACGGAAUACAGGGUCAGCAUUCGAGAGAACGUCGAAGUUGGCUUUGAGGUGAUGACGAUAAGGGCCACGGAUGAAGAUGCGCCUUCCAACGCCAACAUGAUCUAUAAAAUUGUGAACGCCGAUGGUGUAAACUCGAUUUUCGAGAUUGACCCCAAGAACGGACUCGUGAAGGUCCGAGUCCGUCCAGACCGAGAGACGUUAGCACAAUAUAUGCUUAUCGUAGAGGCAAAUGACCAAGGAAAGGACCCAGGACCUCGCAGUGCAACAGCUACCGUUCAUAUAACUGUAGAAGAUGAGAAUGACAACUAUCCUCAGUUUAGUGAGAAGAGAUAUGUAGUCCAGGUGCCUGAGAAUGUGCCUGUCAACACUCGGGUGGCUCAGGUGGAAGCCACGGACAAAGACGAGGGCAACAAUGCCAAAGUUCAUUACAGUAUAAUCAAAGGCAAUGUGAAAGGCCAGUUUUACAUUCACUCUCUGACUGGUGUCAUCGAUGUUAUAAACCCCCUGGAUUAUGAAACGCAUCGGGAAUAUAGUCUCGGAAUUAAGGCCCAGGAUGGAGGCAGACCCCCUCUUAUUAACAGCACCGGACUGGUCAGUGUGCAAGUAAUUGAUAUUAACGACAAUGCACCCAUGUUUGUAAGCACUCCUUUCCAAGCGACCAUUUUGGAGAAUGUACCCAUUGGGUAUUCAGUCAUUCAUAUCCAGGCCAUUGACUCAGAUUCUGGUGAGAACGCCCGCCUGGAUUAUUGUCUCACAGAUACUUCUCCUGAUUUCCCCUUCACCAUCAACAAUAGCACAGGCUGGAUUACAGCCAGUUCUGCUCUGGACAGAGAAACCACAGAAUAUUACACCUUUGGUGUGGAAGCCAGAGACAACGGGAUUCCUGUGAUGUCCUCGUCUGCUAGCGUUAGUAUAACAGUGCUGGACGUGAACGACAACGCACCUACCUUUACUGAGAAGAUUUACUCCCUGAAAAUGAAUGAAGAUGCUGUGGUGGGGAGCAGUGUGCUGACCGUGACAGCUGUGGACCGGGACAUCAAUAGUGUGGUGACCUACCAGAUAUCCAGUGGUAACACUCGGAACAGGUUUGCUAUCACCAGUCAAAGCGGCGGCGGCCUCGUCACGCUAGCAUUGCCUUUGGAUUACAAGCAGGAGCGACAGUAUGUUCUGACUAUUACCGCUUCAGAUGGCACUCUGUACGACACAGCACAGGUCUUUAUUAACGUCACCGACGCCAACACGCACCGACCCGUGUUUCAGAGCGCCAACUACCAUAUAAUGUUGAGUGAGGACAAGCCUAUUGGGUCCACCGUAGUGGUAAUCAGUGCAACAGACGAAGACACGGGUGAGAACGCACGUAUAACAUACAUCAUGGAAGACAAAGUGCCGCAGUUUGCGAUCGACCCAGACACUGGUGCAAUUACCACAAUGAUGGAGAUUGAUUUUGAAGACCAGCCCUCCUAUACACUGGUUAUCAUUGCUCAUGACAACGGCAUACCCCAGAAAUCAGACACCACUUACGUGGAGAUCAUGGUGGAGGAUGCCAACGACAACAUCCCUCAGUUUAACCGAGAAAAGUACCAGGGCACAGUUUUCGAAGAUGCACCUAAGCGCACCAGCGUCCUCCAGAUCUCUGCCUCGGACAGGGAUUCAGGACACAACGGCUGGGUAAUCUACACCUUCCAAGGUGGCGAUGAUGGAGACGGAGAUUUCUAUAUCGAACAGUCUUCCGGAAUCAUCCGAACAAACCGGAAGCUGGAUAGAGAAAACAUUCCAGUUUACAACCUAAAAGCCUAUGCGAUAGAUAGAGGAAUUCCUCCCCUCAAAGCAGCAGUGGAGAUCCAGGUGUCAGUGCUGGACAUUAACGACAACGCGCCAGUGUUUGUCAAGGAUGAGUUUUAUAUCGAAGUCAAAGAGAACAGCCCUAUCGAUUCCGUGGUGGCACGGAUAACCGCCAUAGACCCAGAUGAAGGAACGAACGCUCAGAUCAUGUACCAAAUAGUGGAGGGAAACGUCCCUGAAGUAUUCGAAUUGGAUAUUUUUACUGGAGAUCUAAAAGCACUCACGGAUUUAGACUACGAGACAAGGACAGAGUAUGUGAUCGUAGUACAGGCCACGUCCGCCCCGCUGGUCAGCAGGGCGACUGUCCACGUCCGUUUGGUUGAUGUCAACGACAAUGAGCCUGUCCUGCAGAAUUUUGAGAUCAUCUUUAAUAAUUACAUCACUAAUAAAUCCAACAGUUUUCCUACCGGGGUUAUAGGAAAGGUACCAGCUCAUGACCCGGAUGUGUCCGAUAAACUUAAAUAUAGCUUCAUGGAAGGGAACGAAUUAAGUUUGCUCAUUCUAAAUCCAGACACCGGAGAGCUAAAACUCAGCCGAGCCCUGGACAAUAACAGACCACUGGAGGCCACCAUGAAAGUAUCUGUCACAGAUGGACUCCACCAAGUAACAGCGCUCUGCACCCUCCGUGUGACCAUCAUCACAGACGACAUGCUGACCAACAGUAUCACAGUGCGCUUGGAGAACAUGUCCCAGGAACGCUUUUUGUCGCCACUACUGGGCCUGUUCACCAAGGGCGUGGCCGCCAUUCUCUCAACCACACGCGACGGUGUCUUCAUCUUCAAUGUGCAAAAUGACAGCGAUGUCGGUGGCAGAAUUCUCAAUGUAACCUUCUCUGCCUUGCUUCCCGGUGGCACCCCUGGCCGCUACUUUCCUUCGGAGGAGCUUCAGGAGCAGAUCUACCUGAACCGCACUCUGCUGCGCCACAUCUCCAGCCAGAGCGUGCUGCCCUUUGAUGACAACAUCUGCCUGCGCGAACCCUGUGAGAACUACAUGAAGUGCGUAUCCGUGCUGAAGUUCGACAGCUCGCCACCGUUCAUCGCCUCCGACACCAUGCUGUUUCGACCCAUCCACCCAAUCAAUGGGCUGCGAUGUCGCUGCCCACCUGGUUUCACGGGUGAUUACUGCGAGACAGAGAUCGACUUGUGUUAUUCAGGACCAUGUCGUAACAAUGGCCGAUGCAGGAGUCGAGAGGGUGGUUACACUUGUGAGUGUCUGGAGGACUUUACAGGUGAGCACUGUGAGGUAAACGCCCGCUCGGGCCGCUGCGUCCCAGGUGUAUGUAAGAAUGGAGGAAAGUGUGUGGACCUGCUGGUAGGAGGCUUCAUCUGCCAGUGUCCAUCCGGCGAGUAUGAGAAACCCUACUGUGAGAUGACCACACGCAAUUUCCCAGGACAGUCCUUUAUCACCUUUCGCGGCCUUAGACAGAGGUUCCACUUCACCAUCUCUUUUAUGUUUGCUACACGAGAGAUAAACGCCCUGCUUCUUUACAACGGACGCUUUAACGAGAAGCACGACUUCAUCGCCGUGGAGAUUAUCGAGGAGCAGAUCCAGCUCACUUUCUCAGCAGGAGAGUCUAAAACUACUGUGGCACCCUUUGUACCGGGUGGUGUUAGCGAUGGCCAGUGGCACUCUGUUCAACUUCACUACUACAACAAGGACAGCCUGCACCUGCUGGACGCCAGUGGGGUGCUGCGUGUCCCGCUCUAUACAGCCUGGCUGGAGCUCACCCAUAAGGAGCCAAACAUUGGGCGCCUGGGUGUCCCGAAUGGUCCUUCGGGGGAGAAGGUGGCAGUGGUGGCUGUGGAUGACUGUGAUAUUGCCAUGGCAGUGCGCUUCGGAACUCAAAUCGGGAACUACACGUGCGCGGCACAGGGCACACAAUCAGGCCAAAAGAAAUCGCUGGACCUGACUGGCCCUCUGCUGCUGGGUGGUGUCCCCAACUUGCCAGAGGAUUUCCCAGUGAGAAACAGAGACUUUGUGGGCUGCAUGAGGAACCUAACCAUCGAUAGCAAGCCCAUGGACAUGGCCAGCUUCAUCGCCAACAACGGCACCACAGCAGGCUGUCCUGCAAAGAGGAACUUUUGCAACGAUGGCCUGUGUCAGUAUGGAGGUCAGUGUGAGAACAAGUGGAACACGUAUUCCUGUGAUUGUCCUAUUGGCCGCGGAGGCAAGAACUGUGAACAAGUGAUGCCCUCUCCACAAUACUUUGAUGGACAGGCCAUGAUGUCAUGGAGUGAUCACGAUAUCACUGUAGCUGUGCCCUGGUACAUCGGCUUGAUGUUCCGAACAAGGCAGAGCAGCACCACUGCCACCUUGAUGCAGGCUAAUGCUGGCUCUGCUUCCCAAAUCAACCUGCAAGUGGUGAACAGACAGGUGCAGAUGGAGGUGCUGCUAGGGGAGAAGCGCAUGGCGCUGCUCGAGUUUCCCGAGGUCAGGGUGAAUGACGGAGAAUGGCACCACCUUCUCGUAGAGAUCACUAGCAGCAAAGAAGGCAAAGACACCAAAUACAUGGCUCAAGUGUCUCUUGAUUAUGAUAUGUUUAAGAGGUCAAUUGAAAUCGGAAACGAGCUCCCUGGACUGAAGAUAAAGAGUCUGUAUAUUGGGGGCCUUCAGGGGGAGAACAACAAUGUCCUACAGGGCUUUCAGGGCUGCAUACAGGGUGUGAGGAUGGGCGAGACCUCGACCAACAUCGGCAACAUAAACAUGCAGCAAGGUCUCAAGAUCCGCGUUGAGGAGGGCUGUGACCUGGCCGACCCUUGUGACUCUAACAUCUGCCCUAAGAACAGCUUCUGCAUGGACGAGUGGAACGCUCACACUUGUGUUUGUGAGCCAGGCUUUUUCGGGAAAGAUUGCCUAGACGCUUGCAUGCUAAACCCAUGUGAGCACGUGUCCACCUGUAUGCAGAAGCCCAGCUCGUCUCACGGCUACACGUGCGAGUGCGGUCAGAACUACUACGGCCAGUACUGUGAGAACAAGAUGGAGAAACCAUGUCCCAAAGGCUGGUGGGGAAGCCCUGUGUGUGGCCCCUGCAACUGUGAUGUUAGCAAAGGUUUUAACCCAGACUGCAACAAGACCACAGGAGAGUGUCGCUGCAAGGAUAAUUAUUACAGCCCCAAAGACAGCGAUUCCUGUUACCCGUGUGACUGCUUUUUUCCGGGCGCUAGCUCCCGAACCUGUGAUCCUCAGACCGGCCAGUGUCCGUGCAAGGCUGGUGUGAUUGGCCGAGAGUGCAACCGAUGUGAUAACCCCUUUGCAGAAGUGACUAACACUGGCUGUGAGGUCGUUUAUGAUGUCUGCCCCAAGGCAUUCAAUGCUGGAAUCUGGUGGCCAAGAACCAGUUUUGGUCGUCCAGUUGCUAUGAACUGCCCCAAAGGAUCUAUAGGCACCGCUGUGAGACACUGCAAUGAUGAAAAAGGCUGGUUGCCUCCUGAGCUCUUCAACUGCACCACCAUUGCCUUCUCCCAGCUCAAGAAACUGAAUGACGAGAUGAAUCGAAACGAGUCCAGAAUGGAUGGACAAAAGUCUAAGGACAUUGCGUUCAUGCUCCAGAAUGCUACCAGUCAGACCAAAUCUUUUUAUGGCAAUGAUGUGAAAACGGCCUUUCAGCUAAUCUCCCGUAUUCUGCAGUACGAAAGCCAGCAGGAAGGCUUUGACCUUGCAGCUAUGCGUGACGCCGACUUCAACGAGAACAUUGUAAAGGCAGGCAGUGCCAUCCUGGACCCCAGCAAUAAGAAGCACUGGGAUCACAUCCAGAGGACAGACGGUGGGACGGCACACCUACUUAGUAAUUUUGAGGAUUACACCAACACUGUGGCUCGCAACAUGAGGAAGACUUAUUUGAAACCAUUCAUCAUCGUAACGGACAAUAUGAUUAUGGCGGUGGAUUAUCUGGACUUUUCCACUCCAGAUCCUAUCAAGAUGCCUCCUUUCCAAAAAAUUAAAGAGGAAUAUCCCAAAGACCUGCAGUCCACAGUCCUGUUUCCAGAGUUUAGCAUCAAAUCCAAUCAGAACAAGGUCGUUCCAACAGACGAGCCAGCGUCUCAAACUCGGUCAGCUGAGGAAGACCAUACCCAGAAGGAGAGGAGGAAAAGAGAAGCCGAAGGUCCUUCUCAUCACCCUGUGGCUGCUGUUAUCGUGUACCGGACACUGGGGCAGCUUCUGCCUGAGCGCUAUGACCCUGAUCGACGCAGCCUCAGGCUUCCCAAUCGGCCCAUCAUCAACACGCCUAUUGUCAGCGCUACAGUGCACAAUGAAGGCCAACCCCUGUCCAUGCCACUGGAGCAGCCCAUCACACUCGAUUACAUUCUAAUGGAGACAGAGGAAAGGUCCAAGCCUGUGUGUGUGUUUUGGAAUCACUCCAUUGCGAUUGGAGACACGGGAGGUUGGUCCGCUAAGGGCUGUGAGCUCACCCUCAGAAACAAAACCCACAUCAGUUGCCAGUGCAACCAUAUGACCAGCUUUGCUGUACUCAUGGACAUGUCCAAAAGAGAGCACGGAGAUGUGUUGCCACUGAAGAUAGUCACAUAUACUACAGUUUCUGCCUCUUUGCUGGCUUUGUUGAUCACCUUCAUAUUACUGGCGAUCCUGCGAAAGCUCCGCUCCAACCUGCACAGCAUCCACAAGAACCUCGUGGCGGCGCUCUUCUUCUCCGAGCUUGUCUUUCUCAUUGGCAUUAACCAGACGGACAACCCGUUUGUGUGUACCGUGAUUGCAAUCCUGCUGCACUUUUUCUACAUGUGCACAUUCGCCUGGAUGUUUGUGGAAGGCCUGCACAUUUACCGCAUGCUCACAGAGAUGCGCAACAUCAACUACGGCCACAUGCGAUUUUACUACGCCAUUGGGUGGGGCAUCCCUGCUAUUAUCACAGGUCUAGCUGUUGGGUUAGAUCCACAGGGCUACGGUAAUCCAGAUUUUUGUUGGCUCUCGGUCCACGACACCCUGAUCUGGAGCUUCGCCGGGCCCAUUGCCGUCGUUGUGCUGGUGAACAUUGUAAUCUUUAUAAUGGCAGCCAAGGCAUCAUGCGGACGCAGACGCAGAAGUUUCGAGAAGUCUGGAGCCAUUCCUGCAUUGCGGAUGGCCUUCCUGCUCUUACUGCUCAUCAGUGCUACCUGGCUGUUGGGACUCAUGGCUGUUAAUAGUGAUGUGAUGCUCUUUCACUACCUGUUUGCUGUUUUCAGCUGCUUACAGGGAAUUUUGAUUUUCCUUUUCCACUGUGUGCUAAGUAAAGAAGUCAGGAAGAAUCUGAAGCUGGUGUUCACAGGGAAGAAGCCAGUGCCAGAUGAGUCAACUACGACACGUGCUUCCCUGCUGACUCGCUCUCUAAACUGCAACAACACAUACACAGAAGACGGCACAAUCUUCCGUUCAGCUAUUGGAGAGUCCACCGUGUCCCUGGACAGCACCAUCAGGUCAGCCAAGAGCCACAGCGGCUUCCUCGCUUACCCUUUCAGAGAUGACCAGAAGCCCAGUGUCUCCUCAGGAACAGCUAAAGCUGGACACACAGACAUCGAUGGAUCGCUGUUCCAUCGCAACGGCACUAAGGCUGACGACUCGGAUUCAGACAGCGAGCUUUCUGCUGAUGAGCACAGCAGCUCCUACGCCUCAUCGCACUCGUCCGAUAGUGAUGAUGAUGAUGAUGAAGUCCACAUGAAGCCGAAGUGGAACAAUGAGCGACAGCCGUUACACAGCACUCCAAAAGUAGACUCAGUGUCUAAUCACAUGAAGCCAUACUGGCCUGCUGAGGCCACAACAGCAAGUGACAGUGAGGAGGCAGCAGGGGCAGAGAGACUGAGGGUGGAGACUAAAGUGAAUGUAGAGCUCCACCAGGAGAACAAGCUGAACCACAUAGGAGAACCACCACAGGAUAAGGACUCCUCCAGCAAAGAUGGAGGAACACCCAACCAGACAAACAGCAACCACCAGCCAGAACAGCGGAAAGGAAUUCUGAAGAACAAGAUCACAUAUCCUCCACCGCUCACAGACAAGAACAUGAAGAACAAACUGAGAGAGAAACUUUCAGACUACAACCCUCGUACCAUCUCAUCACACACACCGUCUGUGACUUCCGAAGGAGUAAACAGUCACAACGUUCUCAUCAAACCUCCUCACCGUGUCCUGCCCCCCAGAGAGCAGCAGAACGGAAUGGUUCUGAACAUCAACGGAGGCAACCAGUCAGACUCGGAAGGCAGUAACGAAACCUCAAUCUGACCCAGCAGGAAGCCAGAGGAGUCUCUCUCUGCGUAAGGGCAGCUGUCCCCAUAAUAUAGAAGAGAGGUGGAGAAAAGGAUGAACGGUGUAAUUGAUAAACAUUUCAUGGACCUCCUGGCCUCUCCUUCAUGACCUCUUUGACUACACUCCAGUGGAGAACAGUAUUAAUGCAGACUUUUGGCCUGCAUGGGACAGAAAGAUAAAUGAAAAAAAGGAACUGUAUGAGACUGUGCUUGAGGGGGAUACGCCCUGUGCCAAACUGCUGCAACAAGUGGAAACUACAUCACUAGAAUGCCGAGCUGUGUGUUACAAGUGAGCUGCAGAACGUGAUAAAGGAUGAUAUCACUAGUACUUAUAAAAAAUGAACUGAAUGAAUGGGGGAAAAAAACUUCACUUGAGUCACAUGGGGCCUGUGUGGGACAUUUAAUUGAUGCAAAUAUGAACUGAAUUUUUCACCAAGUGCCCAAGUCCAUAUGUCUGUCCUCCGAGAGGAGUUUUUUUUUGUUGUUCAUUUUGUUUUUUGUAAUUAUGUAGAUACUGGUGAAAUGAAUUAUUUUGUAUAUGGACUGUUUCUUGUGAAUUUUCAGGCACAUUUUUAUAAUUUUUUAAGAUAAAUUUCUUUCGAUGCUGUGCAAAAUCACAAAGUUGUGAUUUAUACUCAGUUCAAGUUAACAAAGUUAACGUUUGGGCCACUCCAGUGCCUUAGAGUACACAAGAUUACUCGCUUGAUUUAGCCAUCCACUGGUGCACACUUCCCUGAAAACAGACGCAAGAUAUGAUAUUUUUUUAUAAAAGAGUAAAUUAUGAAAUGUGAAGAGUUAGCUCUGUGAUUUCUUCAAAACGAAAAAUGAAUGUGUUUGCCACGAUUUUAUGAAAUCUUUUUAAUUAACAUGAGAGGACUGCAAUAUUCGAAAACACCGUGCUCUUAGUGCUGUCAUUCUGUUUCUCUUUCUGUCAUAACCACUGCAGUGUUUGAAGCAGUUAAAAUUGUUGUUUGUGUUUUCGUACUUUUCCAUAAGACACUGGAAAUUUUGUAAAAUAUGUAUAUUUAUUUUGUAUGGUUUCGAGACACUGGACAAUAAUUGCAGCUAUAAAAUUAAAACAUAUUUGGAAUUUUC
Silurus meridionalis is the source of this 10459-nucleotide messenger RNA. RefSeq names its product cadherin EGF LAG seven-pass G-type receptor 1a (gene celsr1a). The record is from RefSeq and is a predicted model, not a curated record. Gene Ontology annotation, molecular function: calcium ion binding; G protein-coupled receptor activity. The transcript is spliced from 36 exons. Gene Ontology annotation, cellular component: plasma membrane. Lineage: Eukaryota; Metazoa; Chordata; Actinopteri; Siluriformes; Siluridae. Gene Ontology annotation, biological process: cell surface receptor signaling pathway; G protein-coupled receptor signaling pathway; homophilic cell-cell adhesion. The coding region runs from base 225 to 9341 and encodes 3038 amino acids.